AUGAGGCUGAGCCUGUGUCUUCUCCUGAUCAUACUGGCUGUUUGUUGCUAUGAAGCUAAUGCAGGUGCAGUCUGCAAAGCUGUCGUGCGUGAAAGCGUCACCUUCGUUUUACUGUCAGAAGGAAAACUGAAGGCAGAACUUGAGAGAUAUGACGCGCCUGAGGAGGCUGUUGACGCAAAGCUCGAAGUGAAGAGAUGUGUAGACCAGAUGUGGAAAACUGACCGAGCUAUAAUAGGAAGUGUGUUGACAAAAAUUUUACUGGAAUGUGGUCUGAAGGGAUAUGUAGAAAGUAUGGUCCCACCGGGUAUGAGCUUCCCCCCAAUCAUGAAGUGA
This is a messenger RNA of Acomys russatus (golden spiny mouse), 333 nucleotides long. Its product is annotated as prostatic steroid-binding protein C1-like. The transcript is spliced from 3 exons. The record is from RefSeq and is a predicted model, not a curated record. Lineage: Eukaryota; Metazoa; Chordata; Mammalia; Rodentia; Muridae. The coding region runs from base 1 to 333 and encodes 110 amino acids.